UAAAUAAGAAGGAACUGGUCCAUGGCUCAGGACCACUCUCCUGGGACUCCGGCUUCUUGACUUCUGCUCCUUCGCUCCUGCGCCCCAAAACUCCAUCAUGGCUGGAGAAUUCAGUGCUGACCAGAUUGAAGACUUCAAAGAGUCCUUUGGUCUCUUCGACAGAGUUGGUGACAGCAAGGUUGCCUUCAACCAGGUUGCUGACAUCAUGCGUGCCCUGGGACAGAACCCCACCAACAAGGACGUGAAGAAAAUCCUGGGUAACCCAUCCGCUGACGAUAUGGCCAACAAAAGACUUGACUUUGAGGGUUUCCUGACAAUGCUGAAGACUGUUGACGGCAUCCAGAAGGGUUCCUAUGAUGACUACGUUGAGGGUCUGCGCGUCUUUGACAAAGAGGGCAAUGGCACAGUGAUGGGAGCUGAGCUGCGCAUUGUGCUGGGUACACUGGGUAAGUGAAGAUGAAAUGAUUAUGCAGUUCACACCAUGCA
Molecule: messenger RNA, 486 nt
Organism: Sinocyclocheilus grahami
Lineage: Eukaryota; Metazoa; Chordata; Actinopteri; Cypriniformes; Cyprinidae
Product: myosin light chain 3, skeletal muscle isoform-like
Exons: 4
Coding region: 98-454 (118 amino acids)
Cellular component (GO): contractile muscle fiber; myosin II complex
Molecular function (GO): calcium ion binding
Source: RefSeq, a predicted model, not a curated record